AUGAAAACCGCCAUAUUGGUUCUGAUUAUUUUCUACUUUAAACACAACUCCGCAUCUUCUUCUCGCUUAACUGGAGUUGAAGGAAGGGCGCACACUGAAGAACAGAAUGAUUUUUACUCAACAGUCGAAUGUGGACGGCGCUAUACAAGGAAUACUGUUUCCGAACGAAUCAUGAACGGUACCGUGGCAGAUCCGGGCAACUGGCCGUGGAUGGUGGCGCUCUAUACUAGCAACGAUACGUUUCGUUGCGGCGGCGUUUUAAUAAGCAAGCAAUAUGUGUUGACCGCUGCACAUUGUUUUGCGAACAAAGACGCCAGCUUUCUUUCUGUGCGCCUCGGAAGCACAAAUAAAACAACGUCCACAGAUUGUUUUGAUGAACAAACUCGACGUGACGCCGCAAAACAGAGUGACACAACAAAGAGCGACGCGACGCAGAACGCCAAAGUCAUUUGCGUUGACGUUGAGGAGGUCUGCGUCCCUGAUCAGGAGGACUGUACAUUUUUUAUGCAAGACAUUGCGAUAUUGAAAUUAAAAAGUCCUGUAAGCUUGACAGAUUUCAUCGAGCCAAUCUGCCUUCCGAAAAACGGCGUCGAACCGUCUUUAGACGUGCCAACCUAUAUUGCAGGCUGGGGCAAAGUCGAAGUGGUUGAAGACUUCCCCGAGUAUGACUAUUACGAAGGCUAUGAAGACCCCGAAGAAGAAAGCGAUGACGAAAGUUCAGCGGAGGAAGAAUUAAGCGAAAUGUCACCUUCAAGACCAGCAGUAAUGGUGACAGAUGCCCAAACAGAAACGCUGAGACAAAGACAGAUUUGCGUUAUUAGUAACGAGGAGUGCAAACACCAACUUAACAGAACUGUACCGGACUAUACCGUGUGCUCCACUGGAGGAACAUGUCGAGGAGACAGCGGGGGACCAUUGAUGUACGAGGAAAACGGAAAGUGGUUCCUUGCUGGAAUCCAUUCCGCAUCAGGAGGUAAUUGCUAUGAGCCAGAGGUGCCAGCGAGACAUAUAAAAGCGUCAUAUUUCGUUUCAAAAUUGAUCGAACCCUUUAUGCAGCAUCGUAAUAACAAUGAGGGAACGGAUAGUAGUGUAUGCGCCACAGCCAAGGCACGCGUAGAAUGUGUAACAAACUUUUAUGGAUCUUACAAUAUGUCAGUAGAACCCGAAACAACUGGACAAUAA
Molecule: messenger RNA, 1182 nt
Organism: Ixodes scapularis (black-legged tick)
Lineage: Eukaryota; Metazoa; Arthropoda; Arachnida; Ixodida; Ixodidae
Product: chymotrypsinogen B-like
Exons: 6
Coding region: 1-1182 (393 amino acids)
Biological process (GO): proteolysis
Molecular function (GO): serine-type endopeptidase activity
Source: RefSeq, a predicted model, not a curated record